AUGACUGUUGUUGUACAAACACGUGAUCGUUGUCGUAUUUGUUUUUCAUUACUUUUACGUGAUCGUUCAAUAUGUUGUCAAAAAUCUUAUGAUUUAUUUAAAAAUAUUGAACGUCAAAAAAUUCCAUUAAAUAAAUUAAAUCCAUAUCAAAUUAAAAUACGAAAUCAAACAGUUUGUUUUCGAGAUUUAAUUAUACGUUAUUUACAUACACAAAUACAUCAAACAAGAAAUUUUUCAAAUUUUAUAUGUUAUGAUUAUUCAAUGAUAUUAUUAGAUAUUGAACAAUGUGCAAAAUAUUUACGUAAAACAAUAAAUCAAUUAAAAAUUAAAUUAAAUAAAUCAAAUCGUCUUCGAACAUCAUCAUUAUCAGCAACAUAUCAAAAGAAAAGACAACAACAACAAACAACAAUUAUUAAAGAAGAAGAAGAACAAUUACCUAUUAUAAAUUCAGAUUCUGAUGAAGAAUCUGAUGAUAUUGACGAUGAAGAGGAGUUCGAUGAUGAGCAAGAUGAUAUUAAACCAAAUGUAUCAACUAAUAUAAAAUCUUCAAAUCAAUCAAAAUCUCUUCAUUUUACACCAUCAUCAUUAUUAUCAUCAUCCGGUAGUAAUUCUUCAUCAAGUAUUUCAACAUCAAAAAUAAAUUCAACUAAUAAAAAUACUAAUAAUGGUCAGUGCAAUGAUAAUAAUAAUAAUGUUGAUGAUGGUGAAGAUGAUGAUGAAAUUGGUUUAAUAAAAAAUUCAUCAUCAGAAAAAUUUCAACAAAAAAAUUUACAUGUACAAACAAAUCCUCCAAAUAUAUUAUCCGGUUCAAAUAGUUUAAUAACAACAGGUAAUACAAUGAAUUUACUUGAAGAAACAAAUCCAAAUCUAUUUCAAUUACGUCUUGCUCAUAUGAUGACAUCUAUGGCUUCUAUAAUAAACUUAUUAAACAAAUUCAAUUUGAAAGAAAUAAUUUAG
Molecule: messenger RNA, 957 nt
Organism: Rotaria sp. Silwood2
Lineage: Eukaryota; Metazoa; Rotifera; Eurotatoria; Philodinida; Philodinidae
Source: the annotation of a GenBank genome assembly